AUGACUCCCUCACAAUCUCAUGCAAAUGGAAAUGGCAUUGUAACUGGACAUCGUCCAUUGAUUCAGGGAAUAUACGUCCCAACCGUGGCAUUCUUCCAUCCAGACACCGAAGAAGUUGACAUCAUAACAGUCGCCAAACAUGCUUCCAGACUUGCCACUUCUGGUAUUGCAGGUCUUCUUACCCAUGGCUCAAAUGGUGAAGCAGUUCAUCUCACACAUUCCGAACGCUCUCUCAUCACAUCCACUACACGUAAAGCUCUCGAUGAAGCUGGAGCAUCAUCCAUGCCUAUCAUCGUAGGCUGCGGUACUCAAUCCGUCAAGGAAACCAUUGAACUCUGCAAAGAAGCCAAAGAAUCAGGCGGGGACUAUGCAAUUGUUCUACCACCCAGUUAUUACGCAUCACUUCUAAACCCACGAAGCAUAUUGGAUUUCUUCACACAAAUUGCUGAUGCAAGUCCAAUUCCCAUCAUUAUAUACAAUUAUCCUGCAGCACAAGGAGGAUCUGAUCUCACUUCCGAUGUCAUUCUUACACUCUCUGCUCAUCCCAAUAUCGUGGGUGUAAAACUCACAUGUGGAAAUACGGGAAAAUUAGCACGUAUUGCAGCAUCUGCCAAAUCAUCUUUUCUCACCACAGGCGGAUCUGCAGAUUUCAUCUUACAAACCAUGGUAGUAGGAGGUCAUGGAGUGAUUGCCGGAUUAGCCAACUUGGCACCUAAAGCAUGCGUAAAAGUCAUGAGACUUUUCGAGGAGGGAAAAUUAAAAGAAGCGAGGGAAUUACAAGCAAUUGUUGCAAGAGGAGAUUGGGUGGCUAUUAAGGGGGGUUUUGUUAGUGUGAAGGUUGCGUUGGAGAGAUAUUAUGGAUAUGGUGGAUUGCCUAGGAAACCGUGUGCGUUACCUGAGAAGAAGACAUUGGCAGCAAUGAAUGAUGAGUUUGCAGAGUUAUUGGAGUUGGAGCAGACUCUUUAG
Messenger RNA from Sclerotinia sclerotiorum 1980 UF-70, 966 nucleotides. RefSeq lists its product as hypothetical. NCBI's taxonomy places the organism in Eukaryota, Fungi, Ascomycota, Leotiomycetes, Helotiales, Sclerotiniaceae. Bases 1 to 966 code for a protein of 321 amino acids. The record is from RefSeq and is a predicted model, not a curated record. The transcript has a single exon. Gene Ontology annotation, molecular function: 4-hydroxy-tetrahydrodipicolinate synthase activity.